AUGGAGGCGACGAGAGCUUCGGGGGGGCCUGCAGGGCGGAAAAAGCACGAGGACUUCAGUCCUGUUUGGGUCUUGAUCUUCCCUUUCGCAGAUCAGGUGAAGAACAAGAAAGCCGAUGAGCUGAAACUGCGCACAGACAUAGUCCACAGACUGAAAGCUGCAAAACUCCGGGUCUUGUCAGUGUGCAAUGCCAGCCACUCGGCCGUACACGUGAUGGUGGCUGCAGACCUGGAGCGUCUGGAGCAGGAGGCAGAGAAGUCGGGACUCUUGAAGAAGGUUCGCUGCGAUGCCGGGCUGGCGCGCUACUCGCAGAAGAAGCGACACCUCUUCGGUCAUCGGGUGCUCGACAACGAUUUCUUCACAGAGGCGGAGAAGCAGGAGCUGGUGUAUCGCAUCAUGAUAUCCAACAACAACUUCUGUGGGGCAGGGCUGAUCUUCGACCUCCUGGAGGGAAGGUUCGCUGCUAGCGGGCUGGAGGCAUGCUCGGUACCGCGGCUGCGGAGCCUAGUGGAGAACGUGAAAGGGAGAGACGCGGCGAUUCUUCUGUCGCACAAGGCGGUGAAGGAGGACUACAUCCAAGAGCUGCAAUCGAGCCUGACGCCAGGGAGGAGGUUCCUUCAGUCCUCUCCUCUUCAUAGGGAGGUGGUGCAGGAGAAGCUGGCCAUGGCGCUGUGCUCCUUACAGCUCAGAUUGAAGACGAGCUUGUUGUGUGGAGAAAAUGACUCAAUCCUGGAUGUCAUACACAAGAGUCAAGGAAACACGCGAGCUGUGCUUGAGGCUAUCGAGAGUGUCGACUUGGUGGAGGCGAUACGAGACUACUUGGGCGAGGGAUUCGCACUCUACUUCCUCUCCAUCAAGAGCCUGGUGAUCGACGUGGCCCCACUCGCGCUCCUCUCGCUGGUGCUCUUCUCCAUCAGGAACUCCCCGUCCUCCUUUGGGCUCGAAGCCGCCAUCACGGGGCUGAUGUGCAUGAUCUGGAUGCAGAGGUUCGCAUGCCUGUGGAGGAGGGAGACUUCGCACAAGCAGCACGUGUGGGGGAGGAGCGAGGAGACGGAAGAGCUCAGUGCCAUCUCCCUCCGCUCAGCGAUCGCUACCGACGAAGACGACGAAAAGACGUUCAUGCUCACUGCCGAGAACUUUCAGAGUCGCAUCGUUACGCGCCGCAUCCGUGCGGCCAUGCAGCUGCUGGUGAUCGGAAGCAUGGCGCUCGUGUGCAUCGGCAUCUACCUGCUCGUGCGGUUCUCGCGCGGGUGGAUGUUCGGGGACAAAACCAGCCCCUUGCAGGUUGUCAGCAUCGCAUGCAUCGACGUUGCGAGGAUCUACGUGCUGGAGUUCAUAGGAUAUUACAUCUUGGAAUAUCUUGAGACGUGGGAUGACGAUAUGAUCAACGAGAGCGACAAACAAGCAUGGAAAGUCGCAAAGAUCUUCGUUUUUGCUUUGAUGAACACUUUCAGCUCAGUCUUCAUCUCUGUAGUGUAUCAGAUGAGGAUCGCGAAGAAGAGAGAGCUCUACUUGGAGCGGAAGCACGCGGGCAAGGGGCGUGUAGACGCGACGAAGAAGCGGUCGUCAAAAAGGAAGAAGUUGCUCGGGCUGAUGGACCGCAUCACUUUGCGAGGAGACUGGGAUGGAGUCUGGGGUGAAUCACCGCUGGACUCCCAACUUUCCCUCAGGGUCUACGACCAGGACCUCUGGGAGCAGACGACUCAGCGAGACUUUGCAAGUGAUCAAGGCUGCCGCGUCCUGUGCUCAACUUACACCUCCCCCCCUCCAGUCCUGAUGUCGUUCCUCGCUCUCUGUACGACUCUGGCGCCCCUCCUGCCCUUCAUUAUCAUGUGCUUCUGGUUGCUCAAGGGUCGACUUGAGGCACUCGAGCUUGUUGUGCUCACAAGGAAGGCAGUUGUGCAUCACGGCAAGUGUGUCGAGUACUGGAAUGAGGUCUUGAACUGGAUUGCGCUCCUUUCUAUCUUCUCGACUUCGAUCUGCAUCAUGUUCGUGACAGCAGAUGUCGAACAAUUCAUCCAGAACCUUGCUACGAAUUACCGCAAGUUCUUGGAGAUUUCCCCAGCCUUCAGGAACUCUCAAGAGCUCACAUGCGUCGCUGGCAUCUGCCUCAACUCGGAGCAGUACAAGGCGCAAGGAGCGCUCUACUGGAUCAUCUGGAUUUGCAUUAUCGCCAUCGGCGUCGGCUCGAGGAUUCUGCACGAGGAAGGAGACUCGUCGACCCUGCCGGCUCCUGACGCUCUUUACCUGCAGAUCCUCUUUCGAGUGCCUUCGCACUGGUUGCAGUGCCGCGUUGAGCUGGAGAAGAGAAUACAGAACAACCUCGGGUUGAGCAGCAACGUGUACAAGAACGACGAGGAGGCACAACAGGUAUUUGAAGAAUUCAAACUAAGAUACAGCAAGAUUGCCGUCGACUUGAACAAGUUCGAGCUGCCGCCGCAGUAG
Messenger RNA from Guillardia theta CCMP2712, 2445 nucleotides. RefSeq lists its product as hypothetical. The transcript has 15 exons. The record is from RefSeq and is a predicted model, not a curated record. Gene Ontology annotation, biological process: chloride transmembrane transport. The coding region runs from base 1 to 2445 and encodes 814 amino acids. Lineage: Eukaryota; Cryptophyceae; Pyrenomonadales; Geminigeraceae. Gene Ontology annotation, molecular function: chloride channel activity.